AUGUUUAAUUAUUCUUCUUUUUUGUUAGUGCUUUUUCUAUGUGCUACAUCCUCGUAUGCAGCUAAAGUUGUUCCAGUAAAUGUCAUUUGCCAGAAAGCAAAAAAUCCUUCAUUUUGUUCAAAUCUUCUUAAUUCAAAAUCUGGUGCAGACCUAAUUACUCUUGCACAAUACACGAUUGACGUGGUUCGUACUGAUAUGAGCAACACAGUGAAGCUUAUCAAUACCCUGAUUGCAAAUCCUGGUAGUGUCAAAGCAUUAAACCAUUACAAAUUUUGUUUGAAAGAAUUUGUUAAUGAUGGAGGUGCCCUUUUUGUUCUUGAAAAUGUUCAAAGAGUUUUGAAGGAGGGAAAUUAUCAGCUCAUGAAUGUUGGUGCAAAUGAUAUCAUGACUGAUAUUAAUAAUUGUAUUAAUGAUCCUGGUUUUCAAGAUACGUCUUCUCUUCCAAAAUCUGCUGGAGAUGCAUUGCAAGCUGAUCAAAUUAUUCAAACUCUAUCAAGCUUUUUAUUGUCUAAUUAA
Molecule: messenger RNA, 516 nt
Organism: Lathyrus sativus (Indian pea)
Lineage: Eukaryota; Viridiplantae; Streptophyta; Magnoliopsida; Fabales; Fabaceae
Source: the annotation of a GenBank genome assembly